Molecule: messenger RNA, 1433 nt
Organism: Heteronotia binoei (common prickly gecko)
Lineage: Eukaryota; Metazoa; Chordata; Lepidosauria; Squamata; Gekkonidae
Gene: CALB2
Product: calbindin 2
Exons: 11
Coding region: 173-985 (270 amino acids)
Biological process (GO): regulation of long-term synaptic potentiation; regulation of presynaptic cytosolic calcium ion concentration
Cellular component (GO): terminal bouton; nucleus; cytosol
Molecular function (GO): calcium ion binding
Source: RefSeq, a predicted model, not a curated record
CUCUGCUGCUGUGUCCCAGAAUCUGCAGCCCUCUGGUGGAUGCUGUCAUCCUUUGCAGGCUCUGAAGAGUUUAUAAAGCCAGCGAGAGCAGAGAAGGAACGGAGAAGCUGGUGGACAGUUCCCGGUGCUGAAAGCAGAGGAAAGAACAUCUCUGUCAGGGACCAGCUCACUCAUGGCCGGGAAGCAGCAGCCCCCUUAUUUGCAUCUGGCGGAGCUGACAGCGUCCCAGUUCCUGGACAUCUGGAAGCAUUACGAUGCUGACGGAAAUGGUUACAUUGAAGGGAAAGAGUUGGAAAACUUCUUCCAAGAGUUGGAGAGUGCCAGGAAGGGAGCUGGAGUGGAAUCUAAGAACAUCAACUUUGCAGAAAAGAUGAAGGAAUUCAUGCGAAAAUAUGACAAGAAUGCAGAUGGCAGAAUUGAACUGUCCGAGCUGGCACAGAUCUUGCCCACAGAGGAGAACUUCUUGCUAUGUUUUCGACAGGAUGUUGGCUCCAGUGCCGAAUUCAUGGAGGCAUGGCGGAAAUAUGAUACAGACCGCAGUGGCUACAUAGAAGCCAAUGAACUCCAGGGGUUCCUAUCGGAUUUGUUAGAGAAAGCAAACAAGCCCUAUGAGGAACCAAAGCUACAUGAAUAUACACAGACUAUACUGCGGAUGUUUGACUUGAAUGGGGAUGGGAAGCUCUGCCUGUCAGAAAUGUCACGAUUGCUGCCUGUGCAAGAGAACUUCCUCCUUAAAUUUCAGGGAGUGAAACUAGAUGCGGAAGAAUUCAAUGCUAUCUUUGCAUUUUAUGACAAGGAUGGAAAUGGCUUCAUUGAUGAGAAUGAAUUGGAUGCCCUACUGAAAGAUCUCUAUGAGAAAGACAAGAAAGAAAUGACAAUCCAACAGCUCACAAGCUACAGAAAGAGCAUCAUGAAUCUCUCUGAUGGGGGGAAGCUGUACCGCAAGGAACUGGAAAUUGUCCUCUGCAAUGAGCCCCUGAUGUAAAGAACAGCAGUGUCCCUUGACCACCUCCCCUCCUCUCCCCUGCUCUGCCACUACCACGAAGGCAAAGACACCCCAAUGAGCAAAUGUAAGGGGUGUCUGUUGACCUGCACCUGGGUGAUCCUCCCAACCCCAGAAGAUGAGGCUUGAUGAUCUGCUUGUGACUUUGGUCCCAGAAUCUGCACAAGAGGGUGGGGGAGGGGGCAGCACUGUAUGACCUCAUCUCAUUUGCUGGGGAAGGGGGGCUCCAACCUAGACAGUUAAUUUUUCCCCCACGCCUUGCUUGUCUCUCUUUCUCGCUAGUUAUUAUAGUCUGUGUUUUGUAACUUUCCUCAUCUGGAAUGGAUUUUUUUUUCUUUUGCUCUUAAUUUUUCAUCUUUGGUCACCUUUCAUGUUCAGUCUUGUUUACCAAAGAAGAGUUUACAAAUAAAACUGAUGGUCUGCUUCAGGA